Corylus avellana is the source of this 1693-nucleotide messenger RNA. RefSeq names its product APO RNA-binding protein (DUF794) (gene APO1). The record is from RefSeq and is a predicted model, not a curated record. Lineage: Eukaryota; Viridiplantae; Streptophyta; Magnoliopsida; Fagales; Betulaceae. Gene Ontology annotation, molecular function: RNA binding.
UAAGGACUAUUUUUAGAUUUAACCCAUGUUUUUAAUAUUGUUGUAGGUAACGCUCAGCUGGCGUGGCGUUACAAGAAACUCGUAUUAAGGGCCUGACCAAUUUGUGUGUGCAUAUUUCAUUUUGAUAUUUGGAGUUGAGGCUUCCUUUGUGCUAGUGUGCUGCUACCACUUUUGAACACUGAACUAAGAAAUUAAUGGACGGCUAGCUCUGCAUCUUAUUCUUAGCAUUAGCUGCUCCUCGCUCACUCGCUUGGAGAACGUACAUCUAAAGCCUUUCUUAGUUAGAGAAAAUUGAACCAAGGCCGGCUUUCGGGAAAUAACAAAACCGGAUAAAUGCUUUUGAAGCCGCUAGCUGUAUCUUCUGCAUCAUGGGAUCCAUCCCAGAAGGGUGUUUGCUUGGGCUUAUUGGAGUUCAAGAGACCCCAAUUAUCGGCUUUAAGGUCAUAUACUCUUGGGUCUAAGUUUGGGCAUGAACGGCUUCAGAAAGGUGGGCCAAUAAUAUUGGGAACCUUCCUUUGUGCCAAUCAGAGGGCCAAAAGAAAUCCACCUUUCAAGAAACAAGAAGCGUAUCCUCAAAAUGUGAAUCUUCCACCCAUACUACCUAAGAGAAAGAAGAAACCCUAUCCCAUUCCCUUUAAGGAGAUCAAGCAGGCUGCUAGGGCAGACAAAAAACUUGCAGAAAUGAAUAUAGAGAAAGCCCUCGAGCCUCCAAAAAAUGGAUUACUUGUUCCCGAUCUGAUCCCUGUUGCUUAUGAAGUAGUAGAUGCCUGGAAAGUUUUGAUUAAAGGCCUUGCACAGCUCUUGCACAUCAUUCCUGUGCAUGCUUGCAGUGAAUGCUCUGAAAUUCAUGUGGCUCAGACUGGUCACUGCAUUCAAGACUGCCGUGGUUCAACCAGUUCCUCUCGUCGGAGCUUCCACUCAUGGGUCAAAGGCUCCAUUAAUGACAUGCUUGUCCCCAUUGAGUCAUAUCAUCUUUAUGACCCUUUUGGUCGGCGCAUCAAGCAUGAGGCUCGAUUUGAAUAUGACAGGAUUCCAGCUGUUGUGGAGCUAUGCAUCCAAGCUGGUGUGGAUAUACCAGAGUACCCUUCACGCCGAAGAACCAAACCUGUCCGAAUGAUUGGGAAGAAAGUGAUCGACCGAGGUGGAUUUGUUGAGGAGCCUAAGCGAUGGUGCUCCGCUAAUUCAUCUUCACUUGUUGGUCUCGAUACUUAUGGUGCAUGUGGACUGUAUCCACCUCCACCAUUAUCAGGUGUAGCAAGGAUUGCACAAGAGACGAUGGAUGCAUAUGAAAUUGUUAGAUUGGGUGUGGAUAAGUUGAUGAGGAAAUACACUGUGAAAGCGUGUGGGUAUUGUUCAGAGGUUCAUGUGGGUCCUUGGGGUCACAGCGUUAAGCUGUGCGGGGAAUUCAAGCACCAGUGGAGAGAUGGGAAGCAUGGUUGGCAGGAUGCGACUGUGGAGGAAGUUUUCCCCCCAAAUUAUGUGUGGCAUGUUCAAGACCCAAAGGGGCCUCCUUUGGGGGGUGCAUUGAAGAGGUUUUAUGGUAAGGCUCCUGCUGUGGUUGAAUUGUGCAUGCAGGCAGGUGCACAAAUCCCUUGCAAAUACAAGCCCAUGAUGAGGCUUGACAUUGUAGUCCCCGAGAGUGAGGAGGCACGCUUAGUUGCCUAAUGGAGCCUGUCGAAGAUGAUUUCAUACU